AUGAGCCUGGUGGGAAAAUUGAAAACAAAAGUAGAUACUAGAAUUGAUUCGAUCGAUGUUAAAUUGGCCAAAACCAAUGCCGAACUAUCUACCUAUCAGCAGAAACUAAGCAAGAUGCGUGAUGGUCCCGGCAAACAGGCAAUUAAACAAAAGGCUCUGAAAGUGCUACAACGACGCAAGAUGUACGAAUCCCAACGAGAUCAACUGCAGCAGCAGUCGUGGAAUAUGGAACAAGCAGGGAUGAUGCAAGACAACUUGAAAAAUGUGAUGACCACCGUUGACGCAAUGAAGACGACGAAUAAGGCUCUGAAACAACAGUAUGGCAAGAUUAACCUCGACAAGAUUGAACAGAUGCAGGAUGAAAUGGCAGAUCUGAUGGAAAUUGGCAACGAGAUCAACGAGAGUAUAAGUCGGGCCUACGAUGUGCCGGAAGACGUAGAUGAGGCAGAAUUGGAUGCAGAACUGGAGGCCCUCGGAGAGGACAUGAUGUUUGAACAGGAAAUGGGGAUCGGGGAGAGCACUCCAGGCUACUUGCAAGAUGAAGUCGCCCCGCCACAAUUUGUGGAUGAACCUCCAGAACAGACCAAGGUCAAAGAGGCGGCCGGUGGCGUGGGUUGA
Messenger RNA from Rhinocladiella mackenziei CBS 650.93, 618 nucleotides. RefSeq lists its product as uncharacterized. NCBI's taxonomy places the organism in Eukaryota, Fungi, Ascomycota, Eurotiomycetes, Chaetothyriales, Herpotrichiellaceae. The record is from RefSeq and is a predicted model, not a curated record. Gene Ontology annotation, biological process: late endosome to vacuole transport via multivesicular body sorting pathway; vesicle budding from membrane. Gene Ontology annotation, cellular component: multivesicular body. The transcript is spliced from 2 exons. The coding region runs from base 1 to 618 and encodes 205 amino acids.